UCGACAUUCAACCCACCAGAAAGAUGGCGGCUUCCAGCGUGAAGCGUCUUGUGGUCACCCUCAUGGACGCCUCCACCGACAAGGACCCUGAAGUCCAAGAGCAGAUCUACAGCUCGCUGUGCUUCAUGGGGGAGUCGGCGCCCUCCGAAGUGCUCGAGUCCUGCGAUUCCUAUCUGCGGCAACACGAUAAGCUCUCCUAUGUGCACCGCACCAUCAUCCUGAGAGCCAUGGAGACGGUGGUGCAAAGCAACCUCGCGUCGCUGAGCAAAGAGACCGCCAAGAUGGUGAUCACCCUGGCUUCAAGUGAGAUGACCAAGUCCAAGGACGUCGUCUUCGAGUGGCAGCAGGCGGCCAGCAAUGUUCUCGUGGCUGUGGGGAGGAACUUCAUCAACUGCGUGAUGGAGGAGGUUCUCCUGAAGUUCCAGCCGGGCGUCCUUCCCCACUUCUUCAUCAUCCAAACCCUGGCCAACCUCUCGGUGGCUAACGUGUUUGGCAUGGUGCCUUUCCUCAACUCCAUCCUCGGUACGAUGCUGCCGAUGUUGGGCAUGGCGAAGCAGGACCCCAUGAAAGCGGUCUUCUGUGUGGCUCUGCAGCAUUUCUCAGAGAGUAUCCAGGAAUACCUGGCCAAUCUGGACAAGGCCCCGGACCCCACGGUCAGGAAGGACGCCUUCUCCAGCGAGAUCUUCAGCGCCUACGACGUGCUGUUUAACAACUGGCUGCAGAACAGAGAGUCCAAGGUCAGGCUGGCUGUGGUCGAAGCUCUGGGGCCGAUGAGCCAUUUGCUUCCUAACGAGAAGCUGGAGGAGCACCUCCCCCGCCUGCUCCCCGGGAUCCUCGCGCUCUAUAAGAAGAACGUCGAGCCCUUCUACGUGACCAAGAGCUUGUGUCAGAUCCUGGAGAGUUCGGUUGGUAAUGAGAGUCGCUCGCUGGAGACUCAGAUGGAGUGCAUACUCGGGGUGUUACAUUCUCAGAUCUGCUCCACGCUGGACGCCUCCACCCAGAUCCUGCUGCGGAACCAGAACGAGCUCCUGCGCUGUCUCACCGUUCUUGCCGCCAGGUUUCCCGACCAUCUCCUCACCUUCCUUCUGCCCAAACUGGAGAGCAGCAACACGAGAGUGCGCGUGGGGACCCUGAUCAUCCUGAAGCAGGUCAUCAACUCGGCCGCGUCGUAUGAGGCCAAGAAGCCAGUGAUCCUGGCGGCGCUGCGACAGCCUCUGCAGGAUACCAGUAACCGGGUGCGGAGGUCCCUGGUUCAGCUCAUUAGCGCCAUGGCCCACCACGGUUACCUGGAGCAGCUGGGAGGCGAGGUCGCGCUGGAGUACCUGAUCCGCCUGUGCUGUCUGUCCCCGGAGCCCACGCUCCGGAGGCAGAAUUCUGAGGGUGAAGACGUGACGGAUGAGAGCGUGCGUCGGAUCAGCAUUAACACCCUGUACCUGAUCAGCACCACCGUGGAGCGCAUGGCAGGCAUCCUCUGGCCGUACCUGCUGGAGUUCGUGGUGCCGGCGCGCUUCACCAACGCUCUGACCCCUCUGUGUAAGAGUCUGGCGCAGCUCGGCCUGAGGAAGCAGCAGGAGGGAGUGGAAACGUUCCUCAUCAACUACAACUUAAAUGGUCAGCGACCGUGCCGUCCCCGCCGCUUCCCCCGUGUCCCCGGCGGUGUGUCAUCCGUCCCCGUGUCCCCGGCAUGUGUCAUCUGUCCCCGCCGCUUCCCUGUGUCAUGUGCCGGCGGUGUGUCAUCCGUCCCCGCCGCUUCCCCCGUGUCAUGUGUCCCCGGCAGUGUGUCAUCUGUCCCCGCCUCUUCCCCCGUGUCAUGUGCCGGCAGUGUGUCAUCUGUCCCCGCCGCUUCCCCCGUGUCAUGUGCCGGCGGUGUGUCAUCUGUCCCCGCCACUUCCCCCAUGUCAUGUGCCGGCGGUGUGUCAUCUGUCCCCGCCGCUUCCCCCGUGUCCCCGGCGGGCCUGGCUGCCGCCUUCGGACUCUGCUCUGCCCAUCACCUGGACGACACGCUGGGGGAGAUGUCAGAUUUCCUCAAAUCCGAUGUAAUGAAGAAGAACCUGGGCAUCUUAAACCUCUUUAAGGAUCGUGCUGACGGAGAUGUGGAGAAGACGAGGAGCGCUCUCAUCCUGUGUUACGGUUACGUGGCGGUUUACGCCCCCGCGGAGCUUGUGCUGCCCCGGAUCGAGUCGGACAUCCUGCGCAAUAUUCUCCUCUGUUUCCACUCCAAGGUUCUGGGGAUAAAGGUAGAGUCCAAGGAUGUGACCCUCAAGCUCUCCCUCAUCAGAAGUCUGUCCAUGGUGGCUCUGGCCGUGUGUAACAGCUGCCAGGCCGGCUUCUUCAGCUUCCCCCGCAAGCCGGACCUCGUGGCGCAGCUCGUGGAAUUCAUAAAGUCGGAGCCGGUGGAUUGCCUGAAGUCCUCUCUGCGCCACCGAUCUCUGGUGGCCUGCACCUACCUUGUUAAACUGGAGCCCCCCCUGAGCGAUGCCAGCAAAUCCGACCUGAUUGAUGCCAGCCUUGCGGGGGUCCUGGGUCUGCCGCCGAUCGGCACGGGGGUCCGAGGAGAGCUGCUGCAGGAGACUCUGUACCGAGACGCCCUGGAAGCCCUGAAGGAGUUAUUGAAAAGCCUUUUGGUUUGGAACGUGACCCCCAAUGGACUCCAGGAGAUGUUCCAGGUCCUGGGUCCCUGGAUGAAAUCACCGAAGGUGCACGAGCGUGAGCGGGCGCUGGAUGUGAGUGCAGAUCUGCUGGAGUUCUAUCUGCAGAAACUGAGUGUCCAUAGCGUGGUUCCGUUCCACAAUCUGGGGCUUCUGAUCGGCAGAGUGUGUACUCGCUGCGCGGACUCGUUGGCUUCCAUCCGCCGCCGCGCAGUGGACUGUAUCUACUACCUGCUUUACAUCCAGCUGAGAUACGAGGGUUUUGCCCCGGAUCACGAGGAGGAAUUAGUCGAGAAACUGCAGACCUUCAAGCCGGGCCUCCAGAAUCCGGACUCCGGGGUCCUGUUUCACACCUGCUUUAACGUUGCCGCGAUCAUCGGGAAACGUCUGCCUCCGGAGCAGCUGACCAGCCUCCUCUUCGUCAUGUUCGAGGGGCUUUCGGACCCCGACACCAACUGUUCGAGGGCAGCCGCCGUUAUCGUCAACUCCCUUCUCAAGGACCGCGGCUCGAUCCUGCUGUCCAAGGUCCCUGAGGUCGUGGGACGAGUCCGCGAUCAGCUGCAGGACUCUCAGGAGGACCACGUGAAGAAAGCGGCCAUACAGACGGUCCAUAUCUUGGCCACGCAACACGUGGCAGCCGUGGUCUCCAGCCUGCUGUCCUGCCAGAUCCCGUACGACAGCGAGACCUGCGUGCUGUGGAGGGCUCUGUCCUCGGAUCCCCCGCUCACCUCUCAGGUGCUGGAGCUUCUCCUGGGGAGGCUGAGCGGAGACGUCCCAUACAAGGAGAGCAAGACGUCCCUGCUGAGCUCCGCGUCCUGCCGAGUGGCCACUCUCCUCCCUCUUACGGCUACCUGUGCCCUGCGUGAAGUCCUUUCUGCCCCGGAGUCGGCGCCAGCCGUGCAGGAAUUGUACCCCUCGCUGUUCACCGCACUUCUCCUCCGCGUCAGCUCCAUGGUGGGAGUCCAGUUGCCCAAAAACUUGGGUACAACUAAGGAUCGGAAGAACUCAAACAUCUCCCCUACGGCCCGGAGCCUGGACCCAUGCAGUUCCGCGAUUGAAGCUCUGCAGUUUAUGCUGAUUCAGGGAGGCUGCGAGGAGGUAACCCUGAGCGUGGAGGCCGACGGAGGCUGGGAGAACAUGACGAGAGAGGAGACUCACCACGAGGGGGUCUCCUCACUCACCCGUGCCAUGGUGCAGUACGCGGCUCCCAAACUGCCAGCAAUAAUAAAGAGCCUGCAGCCGGUUCAGAGUGGGGUGUAUGACGGGCAGCGCGUUACGACCACCGCCUUCCUGGGGCAGAUCUUGCAGAGCAGCGAUCUAAGCGACUUGAUCGUCAUGGAACCGCUGAUAGACGGAAUGACGAGCCGGCUGAAGGACAGCUGCCUGACGGUGCGCAUGCUGGCGGUCCGUGGCCUGGGCAACUUGGCCCGUGGAUCCCCUGACAAGGUGCGGAAGCACGGAUCGCAGCUCCUCACGUCCAUGAUCAACGCCAUGGAUGACCGUGAAGACCCGGAGCACGUGGUGACGCAGGAGGCCAUGUCCAGCCUGUCCCUGCUCCUCGCGCGCGUUCAGGACACGGACGUGCGCUCGCUGCUUAUACACACGGCCAUUCGCAUUCGCCCCUUUUUUGACCACGAGGCCGAGGAGCUCCGCCGCACCUCCAUCGUGCUGUUUGGGAACCUCGGCACGUUUGGCUCGGGGGACGCCGAGGAGGUCUUCUUCGAACAGAUCCUCAAUGGCUUGGUUUCCUUAUUGCUUCACCUGCAGGACCCCAAACCGGAUGUGGUCAAGGCCAGUAAGUUUGCCCUGCAGAUGUGCGCCCCCAACAUGGGCAACCAGAACCUGGCGGAGAUGUUCCGGACUCACCUACAUCCCGACCGCAGUCUGCACUACGGGGAGUUCAUGAAUAACGUGUGCAAGCACCUGUUGCAGGGAUCUCCAGACCUGGUUUCCCGGCUCAUUCAGACAAACAUCUCCUACUUCAAGAGUGUCUGGCCGGAUAUCCGAGCCGCGGCCCCCAUGUUCAUCGGCUUCUUGGUGCUGCACAUGCACAGCGAGCAGUGUAAGCAGGUGGAUCUGGACCAUCUGGUGACCUCUCUCAUCGUGCUGUUAAAGGAUCCAGUGCCGGCUGUGCGGAUUAAAGCUGCGGAGACAAUGGCUCGUCUGGUGAAGUUUGUCUGAUUCCUGAUCUCACGGGUUUGACUUUUCUUCAGCCGUCAGAGUCGCGCCUCGUGGCCGAGGGGGCCCCGCGUUUCGGACCAACCUGUUACAUCCCAGAUCUACACCGGAGACGCCUGCUCUCGUCUGCUUCGACUUGUCGCGAGUAUGUUGGGAGCCGCGCAGGCUCGGCGCAUCCUACACCGUAAAGCAGCUCCCUGAACUCUUACAACGCGGCACAAAUCCUCUACGGCACUCGAUGUCAAUCACCUUCGCCCGCCCGGUAAUUGGCACAGAGGGUGGGGGACUUGCUUGCUGUCCGUAUGUUGCCCAUGCGCCCCCCCUUUGCAGCGGUGUGUGUAUAUUCGUGGUUUUCUACGGUUACCAAAGUAUUACACAAUGUGGUGGAAAUUAUAUUUUGGAAUAAAGCAGGGUUUGGCUUUGC
Spea bombifrons (plains spadefoot toad) is the source of this 5250-nucleotide messenger RNA. It is a transcript of the gene MROH1, whose product is annotated as maestro heat like repeat family member 1. Gene Ontology annotation, molecular function: protein binding. The record is from RefSeq and is a predicted model, not a curated record. Gene Ontology annotation, cellular component: cytoplasm. NCBI's taxonomy places the organism in Eukaryota, Metazoa, Chordata, Amphibia, Anura, Pelobatidae.